Molecule: messenger RNA, 4660 nt
Organism: Mus musculus (house mouse)
Lineage: Eukaryota; Metazoa; Chordata; Mammalia; Rodentia; Muridae
Gene: Gp1ba
Product: glycoprotein 1b, alpha polypeptide
Exons: 2
Coding region: 84-2288 (734 amino acids)
Biological process (GO): blood coagulation, intrinsic pathway; release of sequestered calcium ion into cytosol; blood coagulation
Cellular component (GO): external side of plasma membrane; membrane; glycoprotein Ib-IX-V complex
Source: RefSeq
UGGCUCUCCUUGCAGCUAGUAGAGAGAAGGACCGAGUCAUAGCCUGGAAGAAGCUCUGUUCCUCCAAAGGACUGUCUGUUCAUAUGGCUCUCCUCAUCUUGCUCUUCCUGCUGCCAAGUCCCUUGCAUUCCCAGCACACUUGUAGUAUCUCCAAAGUGACCAGCCUGCUGGAAGUAAACUGUGAGAACAAGAAGCUGACAGCACUGCCUGCAGACCUGCCAGCAGACACAGGCAUCCUCCACCUGGGCGAGAACCAACUGGGUACCUUCUCCACAGCAUCACUGGUGCAUUUCACUCACCUCACUUAUCUGUACCUGGAUAGAUGUGAGCUGACGAGCCUGCAGACCAAUGGUAAACUGAUAAAGCUGGAAAACCUGGACUUAUCCCAUAAUAACCUGAAAAGCCUGCCCUCCCUAGGAUGGGCAUUGCCUGCACUCACUACUCUAGACGUCUCCUUCAACAAGUUGGGCUCACUGUCUCCUGGUGUCCUGGAUGGCCUAAGCCAACUCCAAGAGCUCUACUUGCAGAACAAUGAUCUUAAGAGUCUGCCCCCCGGGCUCUUGUUGCCAACGACCAAGCUGAAGAAACUCAAUCUGGCCAACAACAAAUUGCGUGAGCUGCCCUCUGGGCUCCUAGAUGGGCUGGAGGAUCUUGAUACCCUCUACCUUCAAAGGAACUGGCUUCGCACAAUACCAAAGGGCUUCUUUGGGACCCUCCUCUUGCCUUUUGUUUUUCUCCACGCCAACAGCUGGUACUGUGAUUGUGAAAUCCUCUACUUCCGUCACUGGCUCCAGGAAAAUGCCAACAAUGUCUACUUAUGGAAGCAGGGUGUGGAUGUCAAGGACACAACUCCUAACGUGGCCAGUGUACGAUGUGCCAACUUGGACAAUGCGCCUGUCUACUCCUACCCAGGGAAGGGCUGCCCUACUAGUAGUGGUGACACAGACUAUGAUGACUAUGAUGAUAUCCCUGACGUCCCUGCCACAAGAACUGAGGUCAAGUUCUCUACUAACACUAAAGUUCAUACUACCCACUGGAGCCUACUCGCCGCAGCACCUUCUACUUCUCAAGACAGCCAAAUGAUUUCUUUGCCUCCAACUCAUAAACCCACUAAGAAACAAUCUACAUUCAUCCACACACAGAGCCCAGGUUUCACCACACUCCCAGAGACCAUGGAAUCUAACCCAACCUUCUACAGUCUAAAACUCAAUACUGUACUCAUCCCCUCCCCAACCACCCUAGAGCCCACCUCCACCCAGGCUACCCCAGAGCCCAACAUCCAACCAAUGCUUACCACCUCCACCCUGACUACCCCAGAGCACAGCACCACCCCAGUGCCCACUACUACCAUCCUGACAACCCCAGAGCACAGCACCAUCCCAGUGCCCACUACUGCCAUCCUGACUACCCCAAAGCCCAGCACCAUCCCAGUGCCCACUACUGCCACCCUGACUACCCUAGAGCCCAGCACCACCCCAGUGCCCACUACUGCCACCUUAACUACCCCAGAGCCCAGCACCACCCUGGUACCCACUACUGCCACCCUGACUACCCCAGAGCACAGCACCACCCCAGUGCCCACUACUGCCACUCUGACUACCCCAGAGCACAGCACCACCCCAGUGCCCACUACUGCCACCCUGACUACCCCAGAGCCCAGCACCACUUUAACUAAUCUAGUGUCCACUAUCUCCCCAGUGCUCACUACCACCCUGACCACUCCAGAGUCUACCCCAAUUGAGACAAUUUUAGAACAAUUUUUUACCACAGAGCUCACUUUACUCCCUACCUUAGAAUCCACCACCACAAUAAUCCCAGAGCAGAACAGCUUUCUCAAUCUCCCAGAGGUAGCUCUAGUAAGCUCUGAUACUUCUGAAAGCAGUCCUUUUCUCAAUUCUGACUUUUGCUGCUUCCUCCCCCUGGGCUUCUAUGUCCUUGGUCUCCUCUGGCUCCUAUUUGCCUCUGUGGUCCUCAUCUUGUUGCUGACCUGGACCUGGCAUGUGACACCACAUAGUCUGGACAUGGAACAAUCUGCUGCAUUGGCCACAAGCACUCACACCACAAGCCUGGAGGUGCAGAGGGCAAGGCAAGUAACUAUGCCCCGGGCCUGGCUGCUCUUCCUUCAAGGAUCACUCCCUACUUUCCGGUCUAGCCUUUUCCUGUGGGUAAGGCCUAAUGGGCGAGUGGGGCCUCUGGUAGCAGGACGGCGACCCUCAGCUCUGAGUCAGGGUCGUGGUCAGGACCUAUUGGGCACAGUGGGCAUUAGGUACUCAGGCCAUAGUCUGUGACAGUGAGUGGAGAUCCUACGACUUCACUGGACUCUACUAGGAUCUAACUGGGAUGGGAGGCUGAGACAAUUACAGGACAUCCUAGCCAUUUCUCCUUUAUCUGAAGCCCCCUCUACAUCUAGGCACCCAGAUCCAGACCUCACAAAUCAAGAGGUAGAGGUGAUGGAACUGGGUGGUCACAGGAUCAGCCUCCCACAUUGAGCCUCCACUCAGAACAUUGUCAGGCUACAUGGUCACUACUACCACUUUGUGAGGGAAAAAGCUAGAAAAAGCAAACAGAAAUGGAGCAUGGCUCCCGCUCAUUCAUACUUGGAAGAAAACUUGGAAAGCCAUUAGCCAGGAUGGGAGCACUAUCCCUAAAUAUCAUGAGUAUUUUUUCCCUGUUUAACACUUUCUGGUUUUCUACCAAUGUUAUCAUUUGUAUAAUAAAAAUAUUUUUAAAAAUAAAAUGUAGCUUUUGGGGGGAAAUGAGAGCGGCUGAAGCACCUGUUACAAGAAUUCCCAAAGUCCCAACUGCUACCAUCCUGAUCCCAAAUACCCAACAAACUUGUAGCUGUAGCUGAGGGUGGCAGGUAGGACACCUCCACCUUAGUGAUUCAUCUCCUGCAGAGCUUGGCUUCCCGUCAGGCUACCUCAGUAUCAAGUCUAGAAUAGAAAAGGCUCUAGAGCUAAAGCUGCCUGGCUGCAGGAGAGGCGGCUAUGCUCCUCACAUGUGUAGUCUUUAGAACACAACUCUCCUUGCUGGCCACGUCAGUGGGACUGGCAAAGGGUGUGGCAGCCUGUUGGGUUUGAGUCUCCUGUUUUCAAAGCUGGAUGUAAUGGCAUCUUUCUCUCUCCCAAAAUUUCAUCGAUUCUCCCAGUGAGGCUUUCUUCCACACCUCAUUUUAGUUUAAUUCGGGGAUUGGGGGCCAGAUAAGGGAAGGAAGGUUGCACUUUCCGGGGUCUAUGGAAUGCCCUUCUCCAGAUGGUUCUAGAUCUUCCGGUGAACCUGACUCAAUCUCUUUCCUGCCAUUAACUCUUCCAAGUAGAAGACAAAUCUUAGAGGUUAGCCAUCAGACUUUUCUUCAUGGACUUCACCUUCUGAAAGCAGUCCUUUUCUCAAUUCUGACUGCUGUUUUCUCCCCCUGGGCUUCUAUGUCCUUGGUCUCCUCUGGCUCUUAUUUGCCUCUGUGGUCCUCAUCUUGUUGCUGACCUGGACCUGGCAUGUGACACUAGUGUCCAGCUUCAUCUCUCAUGGUGUUCACCUUCAUCUCUCAUGGUACCUCAUACCUGAAAUGUCUCAUGGGUCACCUGUGCCAGCAGUAGUCUUCUUCUGAGCCCAUCCUCACUUUAGCUAAGAGUUCUGCCUCCUUCUCAGUCUACCUCACUACUACCAUGAACAAAUCUUUCUCCUAAGUUGGGCAAGAUGCAGUCCACUGCUAUAGCCAUUUCCAAAUGUUCUUGCAUCUUCUUGCUGGACUUUAAACUCCUUAAGUAAAGGUGCAGGCUCCAAAUGUCUCCAGGUGGCUACCUAGGGUGGCCUAGGGCAUGCUGCGCAUGGAAGGAUUAAGGAAAGUAGCGGCAGAGGCACCAGGAUGUUGCACUACCAUCUUUUUUGUUAAGGCUUUGCCAAAGGGACAGCUCGCACCUGCUGCCUGCCUGUUGUCUGACCUGGCAUACAGCCCUCAGGCUGCCUAGCACGUCUCCUGGUUUGACCUUUCCAUAGCCCUUUAUAUGCCAACAAGUCUGUAGGAUCCUUGAGAGCCUGGGAAUCAUACUUCUUAAAAAAAUGGAUGAAAAGCCGGGCAGUGGUGCACGCCUUUAAUCCCAGCACUUGGGAAGCAAAGGCAGGUGGAUUUCUUAGUUCGAGGCGAGCCUGGUCUACAGAGUGAGUUCCAGGACAGCUAGGGCUACACAGAGAAACUCUGUCUCAAAAAACAAACAAAAUGGAUGAAAAAAAUAAUCACUUUCUCUAGCCAACCCAGUUUCUGAUCAAUAUUCUUUUUGCCUCAAUCCUUGGGUUUGACUCCGUUAUAUCCCCCAAGAGCUCUGAACCUCUCACUCAACCACUGUGGCUCUAGCCCAUAGAAGUCCAGGGGGUUUUUGUUGUUGCUUUGGUCUUUCAAGACAGGGUUUCUCUCUGUGACCCUGGCUGUCCUGGAAUUCACUUUGUAGACUAGGCUGGUCUUGAACUCAGAAAUCUGCCUCCUGGGUGCUGGGAUAAACAGCAAGCACCACUAUGCCCUGCUUCAAUUUAGACUUGUUGUCCCUUCCCUCUUGAUGCUGAAAAGGCAGAUCCCAGAGGCUUUUCCUGACAACUGUGAUAUAAUUUGUGAGUCAGCCACAUUUUGGGACAAAUGGCUUGCAAGUAUGCACAAGGCCCAGUUUUUUCU